Babesia bovis T2Bo is the source of this 736-nucleotide messenger RNA. Its product is annotated as putative integral membrane protein. The transcript has 5 exons. NCBI's taxonomy places the organism in Eukaryota, Apicomplexa, Aconoidasida, Piroplasmida, Babesiidae. The coding region runs from base 269 to 697 and encodes 142 amino acids. The record is from RefSeq and is a predicted model, not a curated record.
GUCGGUCCAUCAAAAACAACGGUUGUGUAUGUCUACGUUUAUUUUAAAAACAUCGUUGUACUCAACCAAGUUCGCCUGUAUUGUUAUGGACUUAUAGUUCGUGACCACAUAACUGUGUUGACGGCACCCCUACGCGACUCAAAUCACUCGAUAUUGAAUAUCGUGCAACACACUUUAAAAGGACAAUUCCGAAUAUUAUAUUAUUUGGAGUCGUUUUUUCAUUAUACACUUUGUCUAUCUUUGUGUAUAAUCCUAAUUCGUUGUCAAGAUGUCUUCGACUUCUGCUCGUUCUUCAGGUUCCAGGCCUUCAUACCGCCUACAAUCACCUAGUCGCAAGGUUACUUUCAGUCAGACUUGUGAAGUAAUUCCUAGAAGCAGUGAAGCUAACUCACAGCAUUCGAAAGAGAACGAGGAACGCGACGACGACAAUGCUACCCUUGAGAUUAUUCUGUUCUUGGUGACUAUUAUACUACCAUUCAUUGGUUGCAUUAUUUUCAUCAAGAGGAAGAACGCCAGGAAGACUUCUCGUCAAUACCAAUGGGCUUACCGUGCUCUCCAGCUCGGUACCUUCCUCUCUGUUGUAUACAGUUUCAUUUUAUGUUCUCUACUUCACCAGUACAAGCUCCAAUCAUCUGAGGGUGACAUUUUGGGUUACUCAUACGUUGAGAUUAAAGAUGCUGUUCAGCCCGCAUCUUGAAUGAACAAAAUUCAUUUUAUAACAUGUAUUAAUCAGUUU